CUCCCGUACGGGGAGGAAGGAGUGACAGCUUCUCUCCCUUCGGCCGUCCCAGCCAUCCUGGAAGAUGCCGGCGCCGACAUCCUGAUGGAGGCCCUGGGCACCCUGGGCUGUGAGUACCACGUGGAGCCCCAGUGCCCGGCCCGGAGCCUCAGGUGGUGCAGAGUGAAGCCAGACCCGUGCCCCUGCGGUUGCUCCUGGGUGUCCCCACAUGUGCCUCCUGAGGUGUGGGCUGCAGAUGAGCAGGACCUCCUGCUGUUGCUGGAACCCAAGGAGUUUCUGCAGGGCAUCGCCCAGCUGACCCAGAUCUGUGGCCCAACCUACUCGGUGCCCUGGGUCUCUCCUGAGAGCCACGCUUGCCCCCACCUGGCCGUCAUCGGGCUGGACACCUACCUGUGGUCUCGCCAGCCCAGCACCCAGGAGAAGCAGCAGCCGGAGAGUCCAGCAGUGGCCUGUGCCGAGCUGGCCGUCGGGUGGCCUGAGGUGGAGGAGGCCCUGGUGCUCCUGCAGCUCUGGGCAAACCUGGACGUGCUGCUGGUGGCCUCCUGGCAGGAGCUGAGUCAGCACGUGUGCGCCUUCACCAAGGCCCUCGCCCAGCGCCCCUACAGGCAGCACCGGGAGUCCCAGGCCCUCUCCUUCUGCACAGCGGGGCGCUGGGCCGCAGGCGAGCGCAUAGCAAGAGAUGGUACAGGGCUGCAGGGGGCCUGGCGGCAGCAAAUCAGACAAUUCAACCGGGUCAGCCAGGCCAUGGCGGACGCUGUCGUCUCCGCCUUCCCCUCCCCUCGCCUCCUGCAGCAGGCGUACGCGGCUUGCAGCACAGAGCAGGAGCGCCUGGCCCUCCUGGCUGACCUCCCCGUGAAGGUGGGCGAGGGUGUGCGGCCGCGCAGGGUGGGGCCCGACCUUUCCCGCCGCAUCUGCCUCUUCCUGACUACCGCUGACCCCGACCUCCUGCUGGACCUGGGCUCCUGACAAUGCCUGCUGGCCAGACACAACACAGCCCACCCUGGGGACUGACCGGAAACCAGGAGGGGA
Molecule: messenger RNA, 1029 nt
Organism: Ceratotherium simum simum (southern white rhinoceros)
Lineage: Eukaryota; Metazoa; Chordata; Mammalia; Perissodactyla; Rhinocerotidae
Source: RefSeq, a predicted model, not a curated record